UUAACAACUGUGACAGUGGAGAUGGGGAAAGAGAAAAAUAGAAACAGGUCAGGAAAGAGAGACUAAAAGAAAAGACAGACAUAGUUAUUGACACUGUCCAACAAAUUCAGAGAAACAGAUGCCACAAAGAGAGAGAGAGUAAAAGAGAAAGGAAAGCAAGAGAUCAGAAAGUAUACCAACUAAGAGCCAGUCCUCUUGGAGUGAGGACCAAGUACUUGUUUCUGGAAUUGGGUGGACCCAUCAUAAGGAGGACUCGACAUCAACCAACACAGCUACAAUGUACAGUGGAUAUGGAGGGAGUCCGUCCCGAACACUCUCCACUAUGUCGCUGUCCGUUCGCCCAGUCAGACGCAUCACCUCCAGAUCCAUCACUAGGAGCCAGAGUUUCACUGGAGUCAACACCUACGACAAGUCCUACAGGAACCUCUCAGUGUUCAGCACUCCAGGUCUCAGCAGGAAGCCCAGCAGAGCCAGCAGGAUGUUUACUAUGUCCACCAAGUCCAACCCGCCACCUAAAGUUCCUCAACCAGAGCGACUGGAUCAGGUCUAUGAGGCACUGAAAAAAGGCCUUCAGUCUUACCUGCAGGUUCAUCAAAUGGACUUGGACAGCCUCAGCAGACAGAUGAAAGAAUCAAAGAGGAACUCCAGACUGGGUUUCCUGUAUGAACUAGACAAGCAGGUGAAGGUGACUGAGCGGUAUAUAAGACGACUGGAGUUUCACCUCAGCAAGAUUGAGGAGCUCUAUGAAGCCUACUGCCUGCAGAGGAGACUCAGGGAUGGAGCCAACAAGAUGGUGAAGGCAUACACUGCUUCUCCAGGCAGCAAGGAGGCCAGGGAGAGUUUAACAGAAGCCAAUAAAGGAUACAAAGAGUACACAGAGAACAUGUGUGUGUUGGAGAGUGAGAUGGAGAACCAGCUGGGGGAGUUCCACAUUAAGAUGAAAGGUCUGGCUGGAUUUGCUAGAUUGUGUGCUGGUGACCAGUAUGAGAUCUUUAUGAAGUACGGUCGGCAGCGGUGGAAGCUGCGAGGCAGAAUCGAGAUCAAUGCCAAACAGGUGUGGGACAGCGAGGAGAUGGUGUUUCUGCCACUCAUCAAUGAGUUCCUCUCUGUGAAGGUGACAGAACUGAAGAGCUUAGCCAAUCACGUGGUUGUAGGGAGUGUUUCCUGUGAGACCAAGGACCUGUUUGCUGCACUGCCCCAGACGGUUGCCGUGGAUAUUAAUGACCUUGGGACUAUUAAAUUGAGCCUCGAAGUAACCUGGAAUCCAUUUGAUAAAGAUGACCAGGGGUCAGUAGCAAGCACAGUCAACAAAGCCCCAACUGUCAGUAAGAGAUUCUCAACAAUCUUCAACCAGAGUCCACCUGACACGCCGUCUCUACGUGAACAAGCCUUCUAUAACAUGCUGCGCCGCCAUGAGGAGCUGGAGAAUGGAACAGCUUGGUCUAACUCAUCUGAGUCUUCUGAUGACUCCUCUAGUCCUCAGCUGUCUGCAGGAGUGCUACGCAACUCCACACAACAUAAGGCAGUGGUGGUGACUCCAGAGAUCCAGCCAGCUGUAACAGGAAGUUCCACCCCACAACCUGAAAUCUCAUUUUGCCCCAGAGACUCCUCCUCCUCAACUCCAAACUCCACCCACAAAGUCAGUGCCAUCAGCGAGUUCCCCAACACACCCAAACACCAGGAAGAGAGCAACAGGGAAGAGGAGAAGGGGACAGUGACUAUGGUGACAAAACCCGACAGUGAGGAAGACAAUGCAAGGCAACAGUCUCCCAUAGCAGCAGUGGAUGGCGUUGUGUGGAACAGCCACACCUCAUGCAGCUACUUGCGAUCUCUGAGCCACAUCAGUGAAAGCAGCGCUGACGGCAUUGUGUUGACUGACAGGUCAGGCGGCGAAUCAGGGGAGGUGAUGUCUCUGGCCUCCGGGAUCUCCAUCAACGACAUUGAAAUGGAGAUGCCCAGCAGAACUCCUGAGCCGCCCGGCUCUGCUGCCACAGACACUGAUGCGUCACCAAAGAGACUCGGAGUCACUGAAGAAAAUGCUGAUGCUGUCACAGAUCAACAACCAAUCAGGGUGCAACAGGAUACAUCCAGCUCUUUGCUCACACCCUCCUCCCCCAGGACUGAAGGGAUGGACUCUAACACUCCAUCACACCUGGAGCUCGACAUCCUUCCAGAGAGCGGGGAUGUGACAUAUGUGGCCCGAUGGGUGCCGGUGGAGGAGGAGAUUCCAGGUGCAGGUGCAGACGGUCUGUCUAGAGAGGAUGAUGGUCCAGUGGACUGCGGGCUGGAGGAUGCCCUGGGAGCUGUAGUUUCCUCUCUGGAUGAUUAUAGGGGACAGUUCCCUGAGUUACAGCUGCUGGAACAUGAGCUGAAGCUGCUGCAGGUUACACUGAAGGGUGGCAGACACAGCCGUUCGCCCAGCGUGGUCAGCCUCACCGUGGAAACAGCUCUGGGCAGCUUUGAUUUCCUCGACACGUCUGACUGGGAGGAUGAGGAGGAAAAGGGAGACAAGAGGAACAGAAAAGGCCGGUCUCUGCAGGACAGAGGCUGGUACAGCCCCUCCUCUCCCACCUCCCCCCUCACCACAGGCUGCACCACUCUAGACUGCUCCCUGGUGGUCCACUUGAAGAACUGCAGUGCACAGUUGCUGCGUCUGGGUAUGUUUGGUCCUCUACGGUGUGGAGAGAUGUACGCCUUAGACAGACUGCUGAGAGAGGCCAGGGUGCUGGAAAUCAUCCGACGCAUCACCAAGGACAACCCAAGACGCCUCAGACAACCUGCUGAAGUGGUACCUCAGCUGGGCAUGUGCCUGGGUGCCGAGUCACUAUGGCAACACAGUGUGGGGAAGGGCAGUGUGUACAGCAUCUCUGCUGAGAGAUUCCUGGUUACGCUAUCUACAGCCUACUCCAGCAUACUGCCCGAGAGGGUGAACAGCAUGGCAGACACAGUGUUCUUGUGUCUUGUUGAGCGAGUGCUGGAUCAGAGGUUACCACGGCGAGGCAGCAACAGAGACACAGUGACGGUGACGCUGUUCCAGCUGUGGAGUUACUUAGACGCCAACAGCAUCAGUGACAUGGAAACACACAUCACGGAACUGGCAGAAGAAGUGUGGCUGGUGCAGAGGCUGGCAUCAUGUGACCAGGAUGUGAUCGUCCACACGCUGCGGCGUCCUGCAGAGUGCAGCCUGAGAAGAGAGGGACUUCAUGCUGUGGCUAAAUUACUAAAAGACCCACGAGGCAAAGUGUCAGCCUCUGCCAGCUCUGUGCUGAGGAGCCUGGCUGCUCAGCCCCGGCAGAGAGAGCAGGCUUUGGUUAGCUGUCUGGAGCUUCUGGAGGACCAGAGUGUGGACACCAGAGUCUGUGGAUGCAAGGCCUUGGCUUGCCUCAAGGCUAAAGAAAGUAUUGACCAGCUAGUGUAUCUCUGUCGGACGGACAAGGAGGAGGUCCGCGAUGCUGCCAAACAAGCUCUGCUUGUGCUCGGGGAGGAGGGGAAGAUGGCCCACAGACAUGUGGAGACGUCUCAGGACAGCAUACCAAGACUCUUCGCUCCAGGAAGCAUGGCCAGCACAGCUUUCUAACCACACAUACACACACACACACACACACACACACACACACACACACACACACACACACACACACACACACACAUACAUACACACACACACACACAAACCAGAAGGUCAGCCAGACAAUAUGAAUACUGUGUAUUGUGCAGUGCUUUGACACAGUAUGCUGUUCUAUUAUAUAUACUGAAACAUGCAAAGACAAAUAUGAUCUAUGAUACACAUUAUAUACACUGUCAGAGAGCUUACAUUGAUAUUCACAUGGAGGACAGACCUCUGCUUAACACUGGGCAAACAUUUAAAAUCAGUAAGCUACAAAUAUACCAGUUCAUGUGAUAACUACUCCUAGAAUAUCAGCUGGUAAAGAUGCUGGAAAGAAUGUAUAAUGUGAGCAGGCUGGAAUGGAAGGAUGGAUAAAGAGAGGAAUUGACAGAUGGAUACUGAAGGAAGAAGAUGUGGAGUUAAGAGGACAGGGAGGAACAUGUCUAUAUACAAGUCAGAUGACUGGACAAACUCCUGUUCAUCGCAGUUAUGUCCUUCCAUGGCCCAGACACAAAUAUUUUAUGUUAAAAUAAUUAAAGGCACUUUUCUUGGCCUACUAAAUGCCAAAAAAUGUACAAAAGGUUAAGUGUCUUAUGAUUUCUGAUAUCAAAGUUUUAUUAUUUCACUCUCUGUGUUUUGACUGGUCACAUGUUGAACCAGUAGACAUGCUACAGAAUAAUACGACCCCAAGCUCCAGCUCCUUUUCUUUAUGGACACUGCUGUCUCUGAUUCAGGCUUUGAUCAGUCCUGUUCCAGAUGGACGACUGGUUCUGUGACAUGUUGGCAAACUCAACAUUAAUGACACUAAAUGGCUUUUCUCAUACAGCUCUGUCUGCACUGUAGCCACUGGUUCUACUUAUGCUUGUUGAUUGCAGUUUUUGCCAGAUGGCUGUGGUUACCUGUCUGCAGGAGUUGCACCAAGGCUGUAGUCCAGAUCACUGUUAGAGUCCACAUCUGACUGGUUCUCAGACCUAGUCGAGUGAGUGAGUCCCUAUGAAACCAAAUUUAGACAGAGACCAACUAAAUAUCAAAUAGUAUUUGAUGAAGAAUAUCCCUCCACUGUGUUAUAAGCUAACUAUGAAAGUGUGAUGUCUGUCACUGCACAGCCACACAACUGAGAGGUAACUGAAAGCAUUGUGAGCAGACUCGAGAGCAGACUACAGCCCUGACUUUGCAACACUGUGAAAUGCACUCACAAGCUGAGACUGUAGAGGAAGUUGUCACAGAAACAGUGACUGACUCACUGACAUGGGAAAAAUAUUGGUUUGUGCUCAAAACACAGACGUUCUGAAAUUAUUGAUCUUGUUCAUAUGAAUUUCUUUUUCACUGCAGGAACAAGCAGAAGAUUAUUGAGACUGUGAACUCAUUAAGAUCCACAGAAACAUCAGCCUGAAAUAUUGGAUAGGUUCAGAUUCUUUCUAAUCUCUUUUAUUAUACUAAAGUCUACUUAUUGGUUGCUGUAUUUGUUGCUCCCGUCUGUUAUGGCUCUGACCUUCGUAGCAUGAUUGCACUCACUCACCAAAAGAACAACCCUAACCCACUGUUCUCUUAGCAGCCUCCUCGCUGCAUCCCUCUGCCUCCCUGACCUCUCCAAGAGCCGUGUGUGUUUUGUGUGUGACAGAGGAAGUUGGACAGAAUGUUAAAACCCUGCUGAGGAGGUUUCUAUGGAAUAUCUCUUUAUCUUGAGAUAACAAAACAUUGUUUUCUGCUGAUAAUAUCUCAUUAUCUUGGGAUAAUGAGCUUUGUUAUCUGGAGAUAAUGGGAUAAAAAAUAUUUGUGAGUAUAGGCUUUCUCGGCUUCCGUAGGUUUCAGGAGGUUUCAGGUGCUGUAAGAGCGACAUACUGAGGCCUCAAGAGAUGUGAUACAAAUCCCCAUGUCCUGCUGAAGUGAAUAUGAGGCUUCAGUAGGCUGCCCUCUGGAGGCACAGCAAAGAGACGUGUGUGUUCCUGCAUUGAAAAAGAAAGAUAAAAAUUAUAAACUACAUCUUGAAGAUCUUUAUUUUUGAGUGCAAACCAGGACUUGUCUCCAUUGAGUUGAACUUCAUGCAUGUUGAAUCACAUGCAUGAGCAUUAAAACUCUGAUUUAGAGGAUGACUUUAGAGUGUCCUGUGGGUCAUAGGACUGUGUCAGAAGAGAGCCACACCCUGGGAAGCAAAGAAAUGAAUGAGAUUUUUAUUGGAUUGUAUUGGUUGAUUUGAUGAGAAAGGACAGGGUGUAUGUUCUUUUACAUUCGUCCUGGAUCUUUCAGUGGAGCUGGAAUCCUUUAGCCAAAUGUAUUAUGAAGCUGCUGGUGACGGUUGAGCAGGUAGGGCUUCACUGUGAUGCUCAGGGUGACAUGAUGUUGCUCAUGCAGGGAGGGAACUCUGGGUGCAGUAGAUACAGCAGCUCAAACAGCUGUAGUCAGUAGCCACUAAUGCCACUGGCUUAUUAACUGUGAAUCGUCUUCCAGUUCAAAAGAUAAAAAUGAAAGCUUUUCAUUCUCUGUCUUGCAGCCUUUUUGUUUCAUGUUGUCAACACACUGGCAACAGGUUAAAAAGAGAAGUCACACUGUAGUUCUGGAUAAAGACUGAGACUCUAGAUACUGGAUAAGUUGCUUCUGAAUAGAGACUGGUUUAAACAAUUCAGUGCCAUCACUCUUUAUAAUAUGACAUAACUAACUCUUAAUGGAAAUACAUAUAUGAUUGUAAAUUGUUUUUAUCUAGCAGAGUCGUUGUUUGUAAAUGUAUACUUUGUUUUAUGAAAUGCAUUUUUACUGUCGAAAAUUAUUCUCAUUCAUUCAACAAUCAGUUUGAACUGAUUCAUUGAAUGACACUAAUCUGCUGUUAGUGGAGGUGGAGUCACUGAAAGGUUGUAUUACUGUCACAGACUGCUGUGGAGGAGCAGACAGACGGAUCACGCAGAGACAGACUGGUCCAUGCGGGUCUGGGACCGGGUCAAAUUCAGAUCAUUAAAAGUUGAACCUCUUACAGUGAAUCAUUGAAGAUCUCUGGCUUUUAGAAAGCAUAAGAAUUUCCAUCUGUCUGUCCAUUUGUAUCCUUCAACACUUGAUCAGGAAUAAGUAAAACAUAACUAGGUUUCAAUUCUGGCCCCAGACAUGGGCUCAUGAAUUAUUAAAUGUCUGGUCUUACCACUGUUUCUGCAGAUUAAUGUCAUUUACUACAAAUAACAACUCAAAUCUUUAUAGUGCUACUGAUUAUUUUCCAAAGUAGGCACACUGCAUUCACCAAAGAAAAACACUGAAGACUUUAUUAUUGACCUCAAAGUCAGUAAUUUAUAAUUAUGACUCAGUAAUUUAUAAUUACACGAUGUGUGUCUAUUAUGACAAUUGAUAUUGUAUAUAUCCAUCUAUUAUGAGAUGAUGACCUUGUAAUUACAAGACAGUUUCCUCAUAACUUUAAAAUAUGAUCCCACUGUUUUGUGAGUCUGAGUUACAGAGUAAUGUUUUAGGAUAACUGGUCUCCAUUUAUUUAAGCACAGUAUCAUCACAAUACACAUCAUGUGUACAACAAUAAUGUGACUAAAUGUAAACACAGAGCUGAUGGUAACUGUGCUGUGAGGGAUUUACCACACUCAAGCAAGCUUCACCUGUUUGUAACUUCACAUUGUGAGUGAACACAUUCAAAAAUGUAAAGCAGCAUUGCAAGCAUGAAGUCAAGAAUGUGGUUUUUAGUAAAUGGGUAAAAAAGAUGCAAAAACACUGGUAUCAUUCUUUGAACAGUGGUAAUAUUUCUUGGUAAUAUUUCUAUUUGUGACUAAAGUCACCCAAAGCUUUCCUCAAUGUGUGAAACUCAGUUACCCACACUGAGUUUUGACCAAUAGGAGUGGAAAUGCCAAAGUGUCCAGCCCCAGUGACUUCAGUCCUCCCUGCUUCAUUAAUUUCAUUGUGACUCUGCUGACAGUGAUGCUGCCACUCUGCCUUUUUCAUUUCCUGAGCACCAUUACUUGAGGGUCAUCUCAGUCUGAUGACUGAUGAGAGUUUAUCAUUAGUAUAUUUAUAAUAUAUAGUUGUGUGGCAGGUUGCAUACUCUAUAUUAGGUCUAUGAUGUAUUAAUGUUGACUCUGCACUGUUCUGGCAGUGAAAAAAUAGAAUUACUGCUGUGCGGUUGUUUGCCAACCAAUCAAACUGCAGGAAAUAUGGUCACAACCUUUUCUUCCAUUCCUGAGUUACAGUGUUGAUUAAUGGCCAGAAAAGUGUU
Messenger RNA from Seriola dumerili (greater amberjack), 7802 nucleotides. It is a transcript of the gene ripor1, whose product is annotated as RHO family interacting cell polarization regulator 1. NCBI's taxonomy places the organism in Eukaryota, Metazoa, Chordata, Actinopteri, Carangiformes, Carangidae. Bases 278 to 3577 code for a protein of 1099 amino acids. The record is from RefSeq and is a predicted model, not a curated record. The transcript has 24 exons.